Schizosaccharomyces octosporus yFS286 is the source of this 985-nucleotide messenger RNA. RefSeq names its product deoxyuridine 5'-triphosphate nucleotidohydrolase. Gene Ontology annotation, biological process: dUTP catabolic process; dUMP biosynthetic process. The transcript has a single exon. The coding region runs from base 302 to 724 and encodes 140 amino acids. Gene Ontology annotation, molecular function: magnesium ion binding; dUTP diphosphatase activity. Lineage: Eukaryota; Fungi; Ascomycota; Schizosaccharomycetes; Schizosaccharomycetales; Schizosaccharomycetaceae. The record is from RefSeq and is a predicted model, not a curated record.
AUUCUUUUCGUGAUUAAUAAGUGUCUAGAUUUCUAGUAGACGAACUCAACGCUAAUCCAAGUUUUCAAGUUCGAAUAUGCUUUUCCAUCUACAAUACUACGUUUCUAGGUAAACCAAACAACAGAAACCGUGUUAAGAGAUUUCACUUUGAUUCCCAUUAAUUCGUUGAUGCAUGUGUCAACAAUCGCGUCGCGUCGUGACUUCAUUUUCGCGUCGCGAUCUAAAUUAAGAUAUAAAUGAUGGCUAAGAUAGUUGGAUCUUGCAAAUAUUCAUCUCCAUUAAAUAAUCAACAGCAUUAAGAAUGAGUUUCCUUGUUCAAAAACUUUCUGAUAAAGCUACGAUACCUACCAAAGGUUCUGCUCUGGCCGCUGGCUAUGACUUGUAUGCAUCAGCCGAAUGCACAAUUCCAGCUAAUGGAAAAGCUUUGGUAGACACAGAUUUGUCUAUUGCCGUCCCACAAGACACUUACGGACGUAUUGCUCCACGAAGCGGAUUAGCUGCCAAGCACUUUAUUGAUGUUGGUGCCGGUGUUAUCGACGCUGACUAUCGUGGACACGUUCGCGUUUUGCUCUUCAACCAUGGAAACUCAGAUUUCCCAGUCAAAAUCGGUGACCGUGUUGCACAAAUUAUCUUAGAGAGAAUUGUAACUCCUCCUGUAUUGGAGGUUGAAAACUUGGAGGCUACUGUUCGUGGCUCUGGUGGUUUCGGAAGCACUGGUGCUUAAAAAAUUGGGUACUGAUAUAUAAUUUUUAGGAUUUUUUAGGAUUCGUGCAUUUUUGUUUAACUUUCUUUGAUGAUUCCAUUCCGUUAUGUCUAUGUAUAAUAAAACUGAUUCCCUUCUAAGUAAUUUACAAUUUCAGACCCUAAGUCUCGAGUUUUUUUCUUUUUUUUUUUUGACAUGAUUGUUGCUGUAAUCAUUUACUUCAAUUUCUAUUAAAAUUCGAUGAGAGUACUAUCCAUCAUUAUAAUUAAAUCACGUUUCUUA